Molecule: messenger RNA, 4073 nt
Organism: Drosophila eugracilis
Lineage: Eukaryota; Metazoa; Arthropoda; Insecta; Diptera; Drosophilidae
Gene: simj
Product: dual specificity protein kinase splA
Exons: 9
Coding region: 675-3434 (919 amino acids)
Biological process (GO): negative regulation of transcription by RNA polymerase II
Cellular component (GO): NuRD complex
Source: RefSeq, a predicted model, not a curated record
AAACAAACACUUUUUUACUUUUUCAUCUCUCGGAUCGUUCGGUCGUGUGCUACGCGGUCUCGUCUGUGUGAGUGAGUGUGCGUGAGUGGAGCGGCGAAAAGCACAAUUAAAAUUGAAUCGAGUUGCAGCAAAUAGUUAGUUAUCAGUAAAUUCGGCGGAUAUAAUACAAUAUCGUAUCGUUAUCUAUUUACAAACAAAUUGAAGUGGAUUAAUAUUAAAGCAGCACACAAGUGUAUAAAGCGGUCUGUCUCUAUGUGUGUUUGUGUGAGUCUCACUCUCUCUUCGAAAUAGUAAACAAAUUGCAAAUAUAGUUUACAGCGAAGCAAAAACAAAAAUUUAAAUAAAUAUAUAAAACAAAAUAUAUUGGAAAGUGCGGCUAAAAAAUUUCGAAAAAAAAGCCGCAAUAGCAUCGGCGUCGACGUCAGCAGAGCGCGUGCUGCUAGUGUGUUGGUUAGGCGUAUUAUAUACAUACAUACCAACGAAUAAGUGCAUAUAUUAAGUGUACAUAAGCAGUGUAUUUAGUUAAGUGAAAUCCAUAUAGUUUUGUGCAUGCGAAAUUGGAAAAAUCGAAAGGAGUUCCGCAGCAGCAGCGCAGCGGCAGAGGCGCCAUCGAAUAACGGAUUUUCACACGCGGUUAAUCAACAUACAGAAUCACGACGACGCGACGAGCGAAAAUGGCCAAAAUGGAAGUCGACGACGUGGUCGACUUGAGUUUAGGGUCCGGCCGUGACCCGGCGUUGACCAUAACGCCGGCUCCAUCUCCGGCGACACUAAGUAAUCGGGAUCUGCGAGCAUUAACGGCGAACAAUUCGGGUCUAACUAUCACUCCAUCACCAUCGCCGGCGACCAACAAUGGCACUAGCACCACCAGCACCACCAAUAGCAGUAACAUUAACUCCAACAACAGCAGCAGCAGCACCAACAAUAGCAGUAACACCAAUAGCUCCAGCACAAACAACAACAACAGUAACAGCAUUAAUGCCAGUGACGGAGUGACAGGUGCGACAAGUGGAUCGAUAGGUGGAGGUCAAGAUGAGAAUAAGGUUCAAAGGAGGGUCCUGCGACCAAGAACCGAACCCAAAUCCUAUGCCGAGGCACCGGACAUUGUGUUAUUACCUGCUCGCACUAAUGGACGUCAGCAGAAUGGUAAUAUUGAUUCAGAGACGGAUGACGAGGAGAUGCCGCCUUAUGUGCCCAUCAAAGAGCUCAGUCACGCCGAGCUCAAGGAGCGUGAAAAGAGUCUAAGGAAGCUGCGACAGGAUCUGCGCAAUGAGGAGACCAAACUGAUGCUGCUCAAGAAACUCAAGCAAUCGCAGCAGGUGAUGAAGGAGAACUUGGUGGUCACACCCACUAGUGUUUCACCCAACAAUCCACUAGCAGCGAUUCCAGCCGCCCUCACUUCGAAGGGAUCGCUAAGUGUGACGCCAACGUCUGCGGUACCACUGCCCGCCCACAGCAAGGGCAGCAGGAGCAGCUUAGGCGGCAACGGCGGACCGGCAGUGAGCAUCAGCGCCACCAACAGUCGAACGGGAAGCUCGAGCUCAGCGGCGGCGGCUAUUGCAGCUGCAGCGGCCGCCAUGAGCGGUCAACAUCGCAGCAGCAGCAACUCUAUACUGCCACCGCCAAGGUCAUCGCUGCCCGCUGGAGCCACAUUAGCUGCCGGUACCACUAUCACGCCCGCCACCUCCUCAUCGCACCGCUCGAGCAAUUUGCCGCCGCGCACCAACCUGCCGAAUCUCACCAUCACACCCUCGGUGACCAUCACGCCCACAUCGGCGCCGCCCUCCAGUCUGAAACCACGCAAUCCUAAUAUUUCGGAUAAUUCGAAGGUACCUGGGACCAUAAGCAAUUCUGUUUCCAUCACGCCGGCGUUACCACUGUCCCAAUCACAUCAGAAUCAGCACAACGAUCAGAAGAAUGACCGCUCAACGCCUAGAGAAGAUGCUCAGACACCUGCUCAGAGACAGGCGGCAGCUAAAAUGGCUCUUCGCAAGCAGCUGGAAAAAACGCUGCUUCAGAUUCCCCCACCCAAGCCACCACCGCCAGAGAUGCACUUUAUCCCCAAUCCCAGCAACACGGACUUCGUAUAUCUUCUUGGUUUGGAAACUGUUGUGGAUUAUCUGACCGUCAACAAGAAGGCCAAUGCUGUGGCAGCUCCAUUCCGUUGUGCCCAGUGCAAGAUUGAUUUUACGCCCGUGUGGAAGUGGGAGAAGCAAACCAACAAAGAUCCCAAGGUGAUUUGCGAGCAGUGUGUAACCUCGAAUGUGAAGAAGGCCCUCAAGGCAGAGCACACCAACCGACUGAAACAAGCGUUUGUUAAGGCGUUGCAGCAGGAGCAGGAAAUUGAGCAGCGUCUGGCCAGUCAGAGCAGUCCCUCGCCAGUGGACACCCAUGGAUCGAGUGGAAAUUCUUUAUCCGUUUCUGCGGUAUCCAGCAACUCCUCAUCGUCGCAUAUGCAAAGGGAACGAGAACAGCUGCAGGCGACGCAUGCCUCGGCGGCUGCUGCCCUGGUCAAUUUGCCGCCGUCGGUGACCGUGAUACCCACCAAAUGUCAGACGCCAACACCAGCGCCACCGCGUCCAACGCCACCACCACCCCAAAGUCAAGCUACACCACCACCGUCGUCGGGAGGAUCGCGAUCCUCACGAGCGGCUGCCACCGCCGCUGCAGCCGCUAUUGCCGCCCAGCAGGCGGGUAUCCUUAGUCCAGGACCGUCAGCAGCGCAUCACCAUGAGGCGGCCACCUCCUCACGAUCCUCUCGCAACGAUCGACUCGAUCAUCACCAUCAAUCGCAACAGCAACAGCAAAGGGAUCAACGGGACAGGGAUCAGCAGCGGGAUCAGCAGACGCAACAGCAGCAGGCGGCCCAGAGCUAUGACAAGUACUCGGCGGCCACGCUGGCGGCGGCUGCUCAUUUGAGUGCCCUUGGCGGCAUGGGUGGUUUGAAUAUCAAUAGCCUGGCCAGUCUGGGUAAUCUUGGCAAUCUGGGUAACCUUAGCCAGCUGGGCAAUCUGGCUGCUCUGGGAGGAUUGGGUAACUUUGGAGGAGCCUCAACGGGGUCGUCUAAUCCGGCGGCAGGGUUGAGCGGUUCCUCACCAGCAGCCACGGCGGCCGCCAUGCAGGCUUUCCAGCAGCAGCUCUUUAGAGCUUUGGGACAAGGACUUGGAGGCAAUCCUCAGCAUAUGAUGCAGUUCGCUCCGCUUCUGUACUCUUACCAGAUGGCCAUGGCGCAGGCGGCACAAGUGGCCGCCUUCAACAAUAACAACAAGAAGAGCAGCUCGUCAUCCGGAUCGUCAAAGAAUUCAAGCAGCGGCAAUAGCAUGGCAGAAGUUCAGCGGGCGGCGGAGCUGCAGCGUCAAUAUCUAUUGGAGAUGAUUCCGCCCCAGCAGCAAAGCGGGGCCAGCGGCAGUCGCCAGAACAACUGGAAGGCCUAAAAGGCCGCCACUAACAAUAAAUUACAAUUAACAUCAACAUCGUAAACAAACAGCAGAAGCAGCAGCAGCAGCAGUAACAACUAUUUUUAUGGUUUUCUUGAUUAGGUAAUUUUAUAAUUUAAACAAAACGGAAGAAAGAAAAAAACACACAAAACCAAUUAAUAAGAAAACAACAUCAAAUAUACACGUAAAUAUUAAUUAUGCUACUUGUAAACAAUAAUUAUACAUAAUUAUACAAAACGAAAAGCCGAUCUAAGCAUAAUUGUUAGUAGUUUCCUCUUUUUUGUUAACACUGCAUUACAUUUUUAAAAUUAAUUUGCCAGCCAGAAUGAAUAGCAGCCGAUAAAUGAAUGCAAAACUUUAAAACGCUCCUAGUAAUUGAAUAUUAAAUAUGAAUAAUAUUGAAUCCUAGCCAGUAAGAAGAAUUGCCCCGUUUUUCUAGGGGCGCACACACAAACCACACAAACACACACACACACACCAUUUACAACAUCCUCGCCACACCCCCUUUUUGUAAUUGUUACCCAUUUUUUGGGAGUCCCAAAUAGGACAGAGCUCCCUGUUUUUGGUCUUAUUCAACAGAUUUUGUCGUACAAUUCGUUUAGUUUUUAGCAUCGUGAAUAAAUCUAUAAAUAUAAA